UUUGACCUCUUUAACUGAUAACUCUUUGAUUUCUAUGAAUCAGAGUACUUGUUUCCUCGCGAGUUUAUCAAUAUCUGCUUCUUAAAGCGGCUCUGCUUAACAUUUAAACUCGGUGUUACGAUUUUAGAAAGAGCUGAAGAUCAGUAUAGUACGAUGUUCGGUGUGUCGUGGAUGUAUCGAAAAUGACGCCGUGUUUUAGUUAUUUCUUCAUUGUUCUUUGCCUCAUUUAUAUUGCUGUUUUUUCUUCCGCGAUUUAUGAUCCAAGAUUGACAACUACGAAACCGCCAGAGCGUCGAGAAUUAAUACUUCCUUGGCAUUCAACUGAAAGAGAAUUUCGUGUUCAAACAACAUCUCCUUCUCCAAAAUGGUAUCAAUCACGGAACAAUAUUACUACAAAAUCUGACACGAAGAAUUGGAGCCCUUGGCGAAAGGCUUCGGGCAGCGAAAUUGAACAAAGAACGCAAAUUGACAUUCCUGAACAAGUCUCUGAACAAAUUUCUGAAGAAGUUUCAAAACAACAGCGCAAUUUCAAAUUUGACAAGUCGGAACAACAAGAAAGCCUGAGAUUUCCUUUUGAAUACGGAGAUUUGACAGAGAUUGAAAGAAAUUACGGACAUUUUAAGGAUGAUCAAUCAAAAUAUGAAAAUCGCAUUCGACCUCAAAACGAGAUUGAUUUUGAGCAUAAGUCAUUGAGAAAUGACGAGAACAAAAAAACGCACGCAGAAUUUGAAAAUGAGUAUUUGUAUGAGGGCGUUGCUACUGAUAGCAUGAAACCACGAAAAGAAAAUUUACUCCUUUCACGAAAAUCACAACACAAAGUAGCUCGAUAUAAUUCUCGAUUGGGUGUUCAGUGUCCUGAUGACAAUUCCACAGGGCAAUUUAUUUAUCCUCCAGAUUGCAAAUUUUUCGUUAAUUGUUGGAAGGGUCGUGCACUUGUUCAACCAUGCGCUCCAGGUACUCACUUUAAUCCUCACACUCUGGAAUGCGAUUUUCCGCACAAAGUGAAAUGCUACGAGGAUGAAUCUGAAUAUUUCAGAGAGUCAGAUUCUGAAUCCCAAAUUAAUCGAGAAUCACAAAAGUUGCAAGAACCAAAAUGUCCACCUUAUUUAAUCGGUUUAUUGCCGCAUCAUGGAGAUUGUACGAAAUUUAUACAAUGCGCGUAUGGUGCAACUUAUAUUAUGAAUUGUGGUCCUGGAACAGUUUUCAAUCCCGCUAUUGGUGUAUGUGAUUGGCCGCAUAAUGUAAAGGGUUGUGAAGAUAUAUUUAAAUUUGACCAAAAAAUGCCACUUACACCUCCACAUUUAAAUUCUGGACAUGAUAAUGCAAAAUAUAUCAAAGUAAAAAAAAUCACAUGUCCUACCGAUUUUACUGGAUUAUUGGCUCAUCCAGAGACGUGUAAAAAGUUUCUUCAAUGUGCAAACGGUGUUACUUAUGUGAUGGACUGUGGUCCUGGAACAGCUUUUAAUCCUGUUACAUUAGUUUGUGAUUGGCCAUAUAACGUACCCAGCUGUAAAACAGAUAAAUUUAAUGAUAAGGUACACAGGACAGAAGAUACUACUUGGAUCCCAUUUGCUGGAAUUCGAGGUACCACAUCACGAUCAAAUCCAAGCUACAAUCACACUUCUAACUCCCGUAGCCAUCCUUUUCAAUCGGAAUAUAACACGACAAUAUAUCCAACAUUUAGACCAACCUGGAGGCCAUUUACUACAUCUUCAAGCUCAUUUUGGAUAUCAAAGUGGACAACUCCAAGGACAUCUUAUGAUCGUUCUGAGCAUACUGUUAAUUAUCAUGACGGUCAUGGUCAUGCACAUAGAGAAAGCCGAUAUCAAGAUUUUGGACAGUAUCAUCCCGAAUGGAAACCAAGUAAUGGAAAUUUGAGACAAUCCUCUUAUCACAAUCACGAGUUUCAAGAUCAUUCAGAUGGGCAAUGGACGAAAAAUCCUAAAAUUGAUCAAAAUCCACAACGAGUUUAUCAUUCCGAUCAUCCAGAAGGAUCGUCACACGAAAAUAGAAAUCAAGAUUAUCGUUAUAAUCACAGACAUUAUCCUCCCGGUUAUCAUUAUCAUCAUCAUCACCAUCAUUAUCAUAAUUAUGGACCUACAUCAAAUCCACCAAUAAAUCCGAGUUGGAACUCAGGUAGUCCUACUUCUACUAUUGACGAUCGAAGGUACAAUCCAGGAUACCAAGGAUAUACUCCAAACGCAGAUAAUAGUCAUUGGUAUUCUGAUCAUUAUCCUGAUUCCGAUUACGGUCAUCAUGAUUCUGAACAAGCUACGCCGAGCAAAACAGAUCAAGAGAAAAGACGAUUUCAACCAUAUUUUCCUUUUGAAGGAUACAAUAAAGAUAAUAGUCAGUUUCAUAAUGAGCAUAACGAAACAAAGCUUUUUGCUGACGAUGAUUUGUCAGCUAGUCAAAGGACCGAUCAUGAUUUGCUGCCGAAUAGGCAAGACUAUAACAGAACGAAUCCAGAAUUUUAUCGUCCUAAUUUCAAUCAUACUUUUCCACUCGCUGAAAAUUGGAAUCAGAAUAAAUCGCGACAAGAUAGAUUAUCUCCUCCUUGGAUAGGACAAAAAAAUAUAACUUGGAACCAGCUUAACGGAUCAUCUAGUUUUAAACCAAGUACGUGGCAUGACCAACAAAAACAAGAUGUACAAACGGAAAUUCAGACACAUUCGUGGGAUCAAGGCAUGGCUAGUCAAGAUGAUAAAUUACGACAACAAUUUGGAAAUAAUAUACAUCAGCAAAGCACAAUUAAUAAAGAGACGGAUGCAAAAAUGGCACAGUGGGCAUCAAGAACAAAUGUUUUGUUAAAUUCAAAGAAUAAAGUAAACUUAGAAUCUACGAAUGCAACUCAAUAUCCUAGAACAAACUUUUAUCCAAAUGGAAUAUAUACCGAUGUAAAUGGCAUAAAAGGUCAUUACAUUACGAAAGAAAUGGAGAAUAAUCAAGAGCACUCAAAAAUCCACCAAUCACAUAAUACUGAAAAUAAUUAUACACCGUUUACGACAACGCUGCAGAUGACAACGACAACAGAAAAAAUUUCAAAUAAACAAUUCGAAUGGUCAAGAAGAGGACGGGAUUUUGAAAGUGCAAAAGAAAAAGAGUUGCAAAACUCUGAUUUAAAAUCUCUAAAUAUUAUAGAACCCGAAAUAAAUGAUUACGAUGUUGAUGUGUUGGAUGAUAAAAAUGUUUGGAAGCCUAGGCUGGUUUUUGAAAAUAAGACUAAAACAACGACGGCUUCGUCGGUCAUUAUGAGAAUCGGUCCAAAAAAUACUGAUCUCGAACUUUUUAAUAUUGAAACAGCUCCAUUUCAAGAAAAAGAACCUCCAUUCCCAGUUUAUUACGUGCAGCCAGUGCAUCCAUUAACUCAUUCAAAAAAGUCCGUUCGACCGACGCCUAUAUCUGGUCAGACUAUUCGAUUGAGAGGCGGUUCUGAGCCUAAUAAUGGUUAUGUUGAGGUACAAGGUAUAUUGCCUGGUUGGGGCAUUGUAUGCGAUUCCAGAAAUAGUUGGACUUUAAAAGAAGCUCAUAUUUUAUGUAGACAACUUGGGUAUAUCAGAGGCGCAGAAAUGGCUUGGCAAGGCCGAAACAAUGGCAGUGGUGUGCCAACUUGGAUCGCUGCAAAUACUAUAACAUGUCACGGCAAUGAAACCAGAUUUCAAUCGUGCAAAUACAAAUUAAAAAAAAAAAGAAAAACUUUGUGUAAUUUUAACCAAUGCCCAUAUUGUCAAACAGUUCUAGGACAUUGGGGGCAGGUAUGUGACGACGGUUUUGGUAUGAUCAAUGCUGAUGUUAUCUGCAAAGAGCUUGGUUUCGAUCUUGGAGCUUUGGAAGUUAGACCAGGUGGAUUUUAUGGAAAUCUCGAUCCACCCACAAGAUUUAUGGUAGAUCAGUUGAAGUGUCGCGGAAACGAGACUACACUACGGGAAUGCGAUUUUAAUGGGUGGGGAGUUCAUAAUUGUCAACCGGAAGAAGCUGUUGGAAUCGUAUGUAAGACCGCAGAAGACACUUGUAAGGAAGAUGAAUGGAAAUGCGACAAUAGUUUAUCUUGCAUACCGAUUCCUUUCAUUUGCGAUGAGGUGGUCGAUUGUCCAGAUCACUCCGAUGAGAGUUCGGAACAUUGUGAUGCACCGUUCGAGUUGCGCUUGGCGAAUGGUAGCAGUCCUCUGCAAGGAAGGGUAGAAGUGCGUCAUCACGGCGUGUGGGGUACUAUGUGCGAUGAUGACUUCACAAAUGCUACGGCAACAGUCAUUUGUAGAUCUUUGGGAUAUGGUGGUAUUGCAAUAGCUAAAAAAAAUGGUUAUUUUGGGCCUGGUCAAGGACCAAUAUGGCUCGAUGAGGUUUUCUGUCAUGGAAACGAAUCGCAAUUAUAUCGAUGCGACCAUAAUCAUUGGGGUCGACAUAAUUGUGAUCAUAAUGAGGACGCAGGCGUAAUUUGUUCAUCUGGAGAUAUCAACGAUACCGAACAGCCAUACUGGAUAAACAGUCAAGAACAUUCGGAACGAAACAUUGAUGAGCUACUUCCGUCAAAUUGUGGCCAGCGCGCCAAAGAUUUCGAUGACGAUGGAGAUCUAAUAUUUCAGAAAGUAGUGCAUGGCUCUGUUGCACCAAAAGGCACCUACCCCUGGCAGGCCAGCAUUCGAGUUCGAGGGCACAGUCGAUCAAAUCACUGGUGCGGUGCUGUUAUUAUAUCACCUCUACACGUACUAACAGCGGCACAUUGUUUAGAAGGUUACAACAAAGCUACUUAUUUUGUUCGUGCGGGAGAUUACAACACGGAUAUAAACGAGGGAACGGAAGUAGAAGCCAACAUCGAGGAUUAUUACGUGCACGAGGAAUUUCGUAAAGGCCACAGAAUGAACAAUGACAUCGCUUUGAUUCUACUUAAAGGCCUCGGCAUCCCGCUUGGCAAAGAUAUCAUGCCAAUUUGCUUGCCGACUGAGAAUGCCGAAUAUUCACCCGGAUUAAAUUGCACGAUCAGCGGAUUUGGCAGUAUUGAAAUGGGCAAAACGGUACAAUCAAAAAAUUUGCGAUAUGGCUGGGUGCCCUUGUUAGAUCAGUCAAUUUGCCGAGCUGAUUAUGUUUAUGGUGAAGGUGCCAUAAGCGACGGAAUGAUGUGUGCGGGAUAUCUUAAUGAAGGUAUCGACACAUGCGAUGGCGAUUCUGGAGGUCCUCUGGCAUGUUAUCACAAUGGAGCUUUCAGUUUGUACGGGAUAACUAGUUGGGGUCAGCAUUGCGGCAAAGCGAACAGACCUGGAGUUUAUGUUCGUGUAGCUUAUUAUCGUCGUUGGAUCAAUAAAAAAAUUAGAGAAUCGCUAGCAGGUGACAAUUCAACGAAUGGCAUUUAUACAAAUUGAAUGGAAGAUGUAUAUGUAUAGUCGCAGAAAACGAUGUGUUUUCAAUGUAAACUUAUAUAUGUGACUAACAUUACAUUGUUAUGAUUGAACUAUUAUCAGAGUAACUGAUCAGACAAAGACUAAAAUUGUUCGCUUAUUAAAUUAUUUCUUGCAACAUUGAUUUUCUGAAAAGACGUACAAACAUAAAAACAAUGUAAGUGAGAGCAUUAUAUGCAAUACAUAAAAUAUCACGACAUCAAAGAAUAUAUUAAUUCAUUAUAAAGUUUAGAAAAAUUCUUAUACUUUAACACGAAGAUUGUACUGAAAAUCAGGAUUGCUAAUUUGCAAAAAUCUAAGGAUUUACAAGCAGAGAAGAUAUACAUCAAAUAGUUCUACGAACAUUUCUUUAUUUUUCUGCGAAAACUCUAGCUAGAUCGAUGUUUCGCCAAGAUCCUGGCAAUUUAAGGAUACCUUGUAGAGGUAAAAGUUUAUUUCAGCUUUUCGCUUUAAAAUGUCAAUCUUUGAUCCAUCUUUGAAACGACAAUUCUAAUAACAUUCAUUGCUAAAUUUAUAUAUAUGCUCGUUGCUAUCGUUAUUUAUAGCAUCGAUCGAUAGCAAUCAUCAUUUUCGGUGCAAUCUUUGUAGAACUAAAAGUCCAACUUUCAUAUUUUAGUAUAUAUAUAUGUCAUAUCGAUUUAUAUCAUAGCGUACAUCAUAUCAAUUUUUAUCUUGUUUACAAUUGUUUGCAAAUAAAAAGAAGUUUACAAAUCAUA
Messenger RNA from Wasmannia auropunctata (little fire ant), 6109 nucleotides. RefSeq lists its product as uncharacterized. The transcript has 23 exons. The record is from RefSeq and is a predicted model, not a curated record. Lineage: Eukaryota; Metazoa; Arthropoda; Insecta; Hymenoptera; Formicidae. Gene Ontology annotation, biological process: proteolysis. Gene Ontology annotation, cellular component: membrane; extracellular region. The coding region runs from base 183 to 5357 and encodes 1724 amino acids. Gene Ontology annotation, molecular function: chitin binding; protein binding; serine-type endopeptidase activity.